UUUUUAUUCAGUGAAAAUAGUAGUUCAAAGGGAAAACCAAACUUCUUUAAAAAUUGUUUAUUAUAUUUUAAUAAUAUUAAAGUAAUUAAGCUUUAACAAGUGAGAUGAGUUUACAAAUGGAGAGUCCAUUAACGGACAGCAAAAUGGAUAUAUCAGACGCAACAACUUCACAAGGCUCAGCAGGUGUAUCGCCACUGGGAGAAGAUGAUGAUCCUGAUGCCUCACAAUCGCCAACUCACAGCAAUCACAAUAUACACCAAGUACUCAUAAAAGAUACAAUUGUUGUAUCGAAUAGCACAAUGAAGGAGGUGAAUGUUGAAUUGGUAAAUGAAGUUACAUCGAAUCUGGAUAACAGAUUGGUACGACCAGACGCGUUAUCGUUGGAGCUAAUACCACAGCGACAAAAUAUUGCACGUACCAUUACCGUGAGUCAUCCAUUAAUGUCACCCACGUGUUCCGAGAAUGAACACAGCUCGGCGAAUUCGGUGACGAUGAAUAAUGAUGUGAAGCGCAACAAUUUCCCCGAUGUGGUGCCGCAAUACGAACAUGUGCAGUCGCCGCUGCAGUCUAGUACAAUAAUUGAACGAAAUGCUUUAAAUAAUACACGGGGUAUUGCAAACGCACCUGCUCCAGCGCACAAUAAGCUAGCUUAUUUACGUGCCCAUAGUCCUGAUCUGUUGAGCAGCGAAUCUGAAGCAGACGUAUCACAGUAUCACGCUACAGUUGAGGCCAACUUUCAAACGGUAGCACUCUUACCGACUGCGGGUAAUGAAUUGCAUAAAAAUACUCGUCGUAUUAGAAAAUCCAAUACAAAUGGUGGUAACGGUGGUGAUGACAUCUCAUCACUAGAUUCAAUUUCAAAUCACAGUUUUGACGAUGAUGAGGACAUUGAACAUAAUUUGGCUUCGUUAAGCCCAUCGAGUUCAUUGAUUGACGGUUUAGAUGAUGAUAGUGAUGAUGGCGGCGUCGCCGGUUGUAUAGAUGAUGAAGACGAUUAUCCUGAAGCAGUUACCCCAACACCACAUUUACAAUCGAUGGCGUUAACGAGCAACAUAGAAGGUGCAUCCGACAAAUUGCCGCAAUAUUCGGCAGCUGAAGAGAGACGUGACUCAAGAAAUUGGCAAAAGAUCACAUUACCUGAUGGCCGUACUAGAGAAAUAGAUAUGCGCGUGAUCGAACCAUAUAAACGUGUGCUCUCCCAUGGUGGUUACUUGCAGGCUGGCGGCCACAAUGCUAUUGUCAUUUUUUGUGCCUGCCAUCUGCCGGAUCGUUCGCGUGCUGAUUAUAACUACGUAAUGGAUAAUCUAUUCCUGUAUGUGGUUAAAACAUUGGAACAAUUAGUAACGGAGGACUAUGUGCUCAUCUAUUUGCAUGGUGGCACUAGUCGACGCAAUGUGCCGCCAUUUCCAUGGUUAAAAAAAUGCUAUCAGCUUCUAGAUCGCCGUUUAAGAAAAAGUCUGAAAAACAUGUAUUUAGUACAUCCAACAUUCUGGAUUAAAUCUAUAGUAUGGAUGACUCGUCCCUUUGUUAGCGCAAAAUUCUGGCGCAAAUUGGUGUAUGUGAAAUCUUUGGAUGAGCUUGCCAAGUACGUGAUUGUGGAGAAAGCUGCCAUACCGGAGAAGGUCAAACAGUAUGAUGCGCGACAUAACUAAAAAAGUGCUUACACAUGGCUUGCAUUCCCGCCAAAGCUAUGUACUUGGCUAGCAAAUCACAAUUAGUGCAAUAGGCAAAAAAUUUAAAAGCAGCAAAAGAACACAGCGAAGUUUUUACGCACCUCUUGCGUUAGUUGAUGCAUUCCUUAUGCGCCUUUUUAAAUAUUUUGAAAUUAUGUUCCAUUUAUCUGUAGCUGGCAUACAGUUUUUAUUAUUUAUAUUUACGCACUUGUCGCGCUAUGAACUAAAAUUCUAUCACUCCAUUACUCGCAUAUCUCAUACAGCGAUAGGUUUUUCAUUUAAUUGUUUUCUUGUAACGUUCGGGAUCUCAAAUUUGUUUACUAUAUGUAGUAUUGUGAUAUUUUCGCAUUUAUUAGCUUUGCUCUUCUCAUUUCACAUACUUUAGAGAUGAUACUUUCAUAAAUGAAAAGCAAUAAUUAUUGCACUCGGUAGGAUAGUAUAAAUUGUAUGUGUAUGUAUGUAUAUGUAAAGGUAUCAACUCGUUUACAAAGGCUUAUGUUAAUGUUCUAUCAAAAAAUGUGUUUACUGUUAAGGAGAAUGAAAGAUUUAACUACACGAAAGAAAUUAUUCAUAAAUAAUCAUAUAUGUAGGUAAAAAAAAAUAUGUACAUCGAAUAUUUUGUAGACUUGUAUGUAACUGUACUGAGCAAAAAGAAAGCACCCAAAGUCCGUGCAACCAUAAAUUGUUUUGGUGCCAAGCUGUACGCCCUUGGAAAGCCGGCUGAAAGUUAUUAUGUACGUACCUUGUGGCUUUUGGUUUUUGUAGCAUAAAUAAUGUAAAUCAUACCAAUAUGUAACAUUUUACACAUGCACGUCCAAUGAUGUGCUAACGCUUAUGUAUUUCCAUAUAUAUAAUAUAUGCAUUGAUUUGUUAUCAUGCUUUUCCUACAUACCUACAUAUCGUAUGCUAAUUACAAAGAUGUCGAAAAAGUUAUAGAAAAAACUAAUAAUGGAUAAAUGAGUCUUAAUAAAUUAUUAGUGUACUUUCUGCACUAACAUUUAA
This is a messenger RNA of Bactrocera latifrons, 2675 nucleotides long. RefSeq names its product protein prune homolog 2. Lineage: Eukaryota; Metazoa; Arthropoda; Insecta; Diptera; Tephritidae. The coding region runs from base 105 to 1652 and encodes 515 amino acids. The record is from RefSeq and is a predicted model, not a curated record. The transcript has 4 exons. Gene Ontology annotation, cellular component: cytoplasm.